AUGCGGGAGGUGCUCCUGAACGCCAUCCGGCAUCCUUACGACCAGGCGCGGACGCAGGUGGUGCGCGUCGCCUCGGAGGAGCCCGAGGCCAACGGCAGAGAGGAGGAGGCGACCGCUGACGCGGGUGCAGGACGCCGAGCCGGUAAGUCUUGUGUUUACUUCUUGAGUCGCCGGUCGCGGGACGGUCUUGAGAGGCUGACGCAAGUUGUUGUCGCAGCGGUGCCAGGUGGGGGAGGCGGCGGCGUGGCCGGAGCCGGGUCGUCUCGAGGGGCGCCGGCGGCGAGCCGUCCGCACGGGAAGGACAACGUCGCGUCGCGGGCCCCGGCCGUGAGGCGCGCCGCGGACCCGAUCGGGGGCGCAAAGCCGGCUGCUAAGAGGAGGCACGGCGCUCCGCAGGAGAGGGCGGCGAGGCCCGUCGUUCCGGUGGUGCCGGGGUCGCCGAUCUCUCUGGCGCUGGCGGCGGCGGAUGCUGCGUCUGUCGAGGGCGCCACGUUCUGGAGGAGCCGGUCCGGUACCGUCGACCAGGAUGAGGAGGAGGAGGAGUGGGCGGAUCCAGACCUCGGUCUGGACCUGGCCAACGCCGAAGGCUUGGCCUGGCGGGACCGGAAUCGGGCCGAGGCGGAGCUGGAGGCGGCGUCGACCCAGGCCUGGGUUAGCACCGCGACGACGUGGGCGCGAGCCGGCGAGGAGCCGGCAUGGCCGGAGAUGCCGGCGAGGACGGUGGCGGCGGCGACGGUCUUCGUGCUGUCGUUAGAGGGGGAACACAACCAAGGCGGCCGUGCGGAUGUGAUGGACCUCGACUGGGAGGUCGUGGUCAUCGGGGACGACACCCCGCCGCGGACUGACGUGGUCGAGCGGGCGGGGGCCGACGGAGGCUACUCCGGUCGCCGAACCGGUGAUGGUGCCGGCGAGGGCGCCGGAGAGGGCGCCGACCGCAGGGGCGAGGCCAGCGGGGAGCACGCCCUGGUGCUCAGGUCGGGGGGUCGUCAGGUCGCCGGGUCGCAGCCGACGCGAAGCGGGACCGGCGAGGUCUUCUUCGGGCCUCCAACUCAGGAGGAGGCGGCAAUGGCCGCUGUGACCCGGCGCCUGCGAGGGCGGACGGACUGGAUCCAGGCCUUCGCCCAGGCCGAGGUGGAGGCGACGCAGGAGCUGGAGUGCGCCGUGUUUCAACUGGACUUCUACCGGGUCAGCGUCUUCAACCGGCUCCUGGAGACGCAUCGGCGGCUCAAGGAGCAGCUUGUUGCCAAGAAGGAGGAGCUCCGCGCCGCGGCAGCCGAGGUGCUGUCUUGGAGGACCCGGCUGAUUCGGGCCGGUUUCCACUACGACCGGCUCGUUGUUGACACCGGUCGGCUUGGAACCGAGGUGGAGAGGGUGAGGGCGGAGGCGACGGGAGCCCCGCGGGCGCUCGACGAAGCCAGCCAGCUGCGGGAGCAGCUGGCGGGCGACAAGGGCCGUCUUGAGGCCGAGGUGGAGCGCCUCAAGGCGGAGGCCGCCAAGGUUGUGGAGGCUGUAACGCCCACGAUGCGGGGCCUUCUCGGAGAGCGCCAGCUGGCGGAGGAGGCGGUCCGCUUUCAGCGCGACCCGCAGGGGAUCGUCGGCUCCGGGACUGACCCGCGGGUGGCCUGGACCUUCUCGGAGAUCGUGACCGCCGCCGAGGCCCAUCUGCGAGUCUUGAGCGAGCAGAUGGGGCGGCUCUCUGAGGCCGGCGCAGCGAUGACGGCGGCCCUCUGGCUGGGUUCUGUCACGCCGAACAGCUUCACGCGGAUGGCGCGGUGGUUGGAGGUGGGCCCGGACCAUCUUCAUGAGUAG
Messenger RNA from Aegilops tauschii subsp. strangulata, 1809 nucleotides. Lineage: Eukaryota; Viridiplantae; Streptophyta; Magnoliopsida; Poales; Poaceae. The record is from RefSeq and is a predicted model, not a curated record.